This is a messenger RNA of Spirometra erinaceieuropaei, 22620 nucleotides long. The record is from the annotation of a GenBank genome assembly. NCBI's taxonomy places the organism in Eukaryota, Metazoa, Platyhelminthes, Cestoda, Diphyllobothriidea, Diphyllobothriidae.
AUGCUCUUAUCGCGUCGGGGUCACCAGCACGCAUCACCUUAUGCCAGCAUCCCUGGUUUGUACCUCUGUCCGUAUUUUUUGAAUUUACUGAAAACCAAGGGAUAGGGUGGGAAAAACUGACGCAGUAUCCCGUUAUUGAUUACCAGACGGGAGCCUCCCUGUGUUCUGCCGUAAAACUGUGUUCUCCCUGAAUUUUAUGUCAUAAAACAACGGCUAUAUCGAAAAAGAGCUUCGGAAGAAUAAAAGUAGAAAUAGAAUUCCAACAGGUUCACGUCAGACAUACUAGACAAGGAGAACUUCCAAGCAUAACUAAAUCACUUUUUUAACAUUAGUUUUGGGGGGACUUUUGAUUCACAUGCCCUUUGAUAUGAAAUAUGCUGAUUUUCCCGUUCAUGGAAUCAUCCUGUUGCACUGAGUGAUGUAUUUUGAAGACACUUUCACGAAAGGCUUUUAUGAAGACGAAAAUUAGAAUCACUUCCAAUCGGAGUGUCCGCUUAAGAAGUCAACCCUAAAAGCCUGUAUAUGCACGUGCACGAUUCAAGCAUUAUAAAGUGGAAACUGUACAGGUAGGAGGAAUUCCCAUCUGUUUGAAAAGAGCAAUCGAAAACCUCCUUUGGAAGCGUAUGACGACGUGAAUCACGCCAUUAACUCCCCUGUGGAGGUUGCCGGGGCAAAUCCCGUUCUUUUCGAAAAUGAGAGACUGAGACGGGUUAACGGUGGCCCACUCUCCAAGUAAACAUCCCCACCGGACAGGAAGGGAUUCUGGUUUUAAAAACUGCUGGUAGGUACUGCCUAUUUAACUUGGCUCUACUGCCCACGAAUAUGACCAAUAAGCAUUCAUUAUUUGCUCUGCAUGGGCACUGUACCUCAGCAUAUGUCUUCGCAGCAAUUCGCAUAAUGACGCAUUUAUAAGGCGAUAGAGUUCAGCUCAUUUGGCCGUUGGGGGGAUCAUUGAGAACUGCAUCCAACAAGUGCCAAGGUGACGUGUGAUCUGCAUCUGAGACGUUAAUUGCAGCACAGAGGGAGACUAGGUGUAUUGAACAUUCAGAUAUCAGAUUAGUAUUAUCGAGCGUGCUAUUCCCAGGUGGCGGAUGGUAACACCGAUAUCGACGACCUUGUCCAAAAUUUCAACAGUGCGCACCCCUCACCAAAGUUCACUGCAGAGUCUGAGGCAGAUCAAGAAAUUGCGUUUCUCGAUGCCCUCCUGCACAGGCAGGAGAAUGGGUCUAUCCAGCGCAGGGUGUUCCGAAAGAAAACCUGGACGGGACAAUACAUUAAUAUAGGCCGAAUGGUAUUACCGAAAAAGACUAGGGAGACUGGAAUUGCCAUUUCUGGCUUAUUAGCCGUCGUCAGUCAGCCGUACCCAAGCCCGAAGUGUGGAACACCCAAGCCUCGAACUCGCGACCUGUUGGUUUAGAAGUCCACGCCUCUACCCACCGGGCCACGAGCCCGUGUCCCUGUCGGUUUUCGAUCGGGAAUAUACAAUGGUAAGGGGCGCUCACCGAUCGUUCAUACGGAACUCACUCGUUCCGUUGUGCCUUAUGGACUCUCUCUCGAGCCCAACCAGCAGCCGCACAGCGGCGCAUGAUAUAUAGACAGAAGUGUAUUACCGACAAAGACAAGGGAGACUUGAAUGGCCAGAGUGAGUUCCGUAUGAACGAUCGAUCAGCGCCCCCUACCACAAUACAUUAAUUUCCACAGUUUUGUUCCCAUCAACAGCAAACGAAAUCUAGUCCAGAGAUGGGCAGCUGGAGUGAGGCGCAUCUGCUCACCAGAAUCUAUUGAAGCAGAGCUCCAACAUCUGCGGAACACACUUCGCGAUAACGGAUACCCAGAUAGAUUUAUCAUCCGAAAUAUUGGAAAACGCAUGGCAAAGCCCACUGUUGCGACAGUAAAAAAGAAAGAUGUAUUCAUUAGACUGCCUUUUGCAGAGGACACAUCGAGCGAACUAGUCACACGGCGCCUAACUACAGCUAUCACGAGAGCAUUCCCCGCGACGAAUUUACGCCUAUGUUUUACAAACCCUCCCCUCCUACGUUUGGCGACAUCAAUGUGUAUUAUGACGCACUUUGAUGCAUAACCCACCAAGGCCGCCGGCAUGGCUGCAUCCGACCCGCAUUUCACCGUGACUUCUGUCUUUCCCGCCCUCGUUGACCGCGGAGAUAACUGGCGGCCCCGAUUUUUCUGCACCGUGACUGUCUCCUGUACAGAAGGCCCGUAAAACCAGAUAGGGGGGAGGGGCAAAUUAGCGUGGGGUUGACAAAAACAGUCAGUGGACGUCCAGGCUUCAUUAACUUGCCUUGAUGUAUGAUCAUCACCCCGUCCCACAAUCUUAACGGCGUCAAAAUUCAAGAUGUGUCCCAUUUGCUCGGCAUGGCUCGACUUUGGGUCCGACAUUCGCACGGCAAACUGAUGCUCGUGUAUUCACGUUUGCAGCUGUUGCCCGGUUUCCCUUCGUAGUUGCACAUCCCACGGCACCACUAAAGUCGGUGUACAGCGGCCGGCAUUUCCUGUUUAGAGAAAGGGUUUUUGGCCGCAUCACUUGCCGCUGACUAUUGAGUCAGGCUUGUGGACAACUUCUGUUCCGAAUUGCACGAAGUAUUUAGCCACGACUUCGGAGACUUCCUACAGAUACGAAGUGCUCUGCUACGAUUUUGGUUGACUAUACCCUUAAUUUCGAUUCCCUUGUUUUAAUCGGCCCCGUUCAAGGAAUUCUCGCGGAUAGCCGUUGGCUCUGAGAAGUUUUUGAAACACUACGUAGGCUGGUAGGGAGCGUUCACUGAUCGUUCUUACGGAACUCACUCGUUCCGUUGUGUCUUACGGGCUCUCUCUCGAGCCCGGGUGUUCCAUACUUCGGGAUUGAGUAUGACUAGCUGACGACGGAUAAUAAGGCAGAAAUGGCCAGUCCAGCCUCGGUUGUCAUUGUCGGUAAUAACAUAUUACCUAUAUUAUGCGCCGCUGUGGGCUGCUGGUUGGGCUCGAGAUAGAGAGCCCGUAGGGCACAAUGGAACGAGUGAGUUCCGUAAGAACGAUCAGUGAGCCCCCUAUACCGUUGUAUAUUCCCGAUUGAAACCGACAGGGCAACGGGCUCGUGGCCAAGUGGUUAGAGGCGUGGACAUCUAACAAACAGACCGCGAGUUCGAGCCUCGGGUGUUGCACACUUCGGGGUUGGGUAUGACUGGCCGACGACGGUUAAUAGGCCAGAAAUGGCUAUUUAAGUCUCCCUUGUCUUUGUUGGUAACAACAGACUGAAUACGUAGUCUGCCUGCAGUAUGUAAGGUCUCUGAAUCCCGCUUUCCCCUGGGAGUUCGCUUUACCUCCAUUAGGUGUAAUAACAACGCAAUGGUCACAAUUGAUUAUGUCCACCAUAUGGCUUACUGGGAGGUGGGUGCAGGGAUAGUGAGUUAUGCGCGAUUGUAGACUUUCGCAACCCCCAGAGUCGACCUCACACUCGCCUCCCUCUGUCGUACAUCGGUAGAUUGUCCCGUCCGGUCAGCAAUAUGAUGCGGGGACUGAGUGAAAAUGGCUGGCAUGGCAUGAGACUGCGCCUGGGCGUGCCACAACAAUCGCCCCCAUGUGGGACGCUUUUUUGGGUGCUCAUCUCAAUCGCUGGUCUGGUCCCCGCGUUAGUCGAGCGCAGCUCCCUCGUGGUCCGUUGCAGGGCACAUUAUGAGUCAAAGGUAACACGUUUUAGCAGUAUCUGCGGUUUUAUUCUGCCUACUUAGGAAAGUUUUCAACUGAUUACGAUUUACAGUAGGUGGGCUAACUCAUGAAAUGUCAGCGAGAAUUUCGAAAUGCAUUCUCGUUUCGAAAAUAUUAAUUAAGUAGGGUUGUAAAACAAAUCAUUAUGCAGAAUAAUUCUAUAAUAAUCUAGUUAUCUCAUGAUCCAAGCAUAUACACUUGUUUUGAUAUUACUUGGUCCAAUCAGUACCGUAGUGGUAAUUAUACAAUUUUGACAUAGGAGGCAUUUAGAGACAAAUGUAUACCAGUGACCAACGCUUGUUCUAUGUAAUUACUUACCUAAUUUUCAUGACACUUGUCUUACACAUUUUUUAUGACGUUAUUGUAACCAAAAGGGAGUUCAAAGGCGCUCGCCUACCUUUCCCUUGAUAAAUCUGAUCUGAUCUGAUCUCAGGAUGUCGGUUUUAGAAUGAACUUCUUUUCGACUGUAUGUAAGAACUAUAUCCUGCAAAAAAUGACUGCUUAAGUAGCAUGAAUUUCUCAUAUUGAUUACCAAUGUCCUUUAACGUUCACAUACAUUUCAUGAAAACAUGCAUAAAAAUAUUCAUUCUUUUACUCAUUCGGUAGAAAAUCACGACGUUUAUCAAUUUUAUACUCAAAGGAAUGGUAUAAUUUGGUUUGUGAAAACAUUUCCAAUUCCCAAAUAAUUUUGAACCCGACCUGCUGUUAUACUUGCAUUCAGGGUUUCUAAACUACAAGCCGUACAUUUUCUGCGUACGGGAAACCAUACAUUUCUCUACGGUACUAAGAGGAUACUAAAUAGGGUUCAUAAAAUUUAACAGUGGAUUCGAGUCAUAUUGUUAACUUUGCAAGCCAUACUGGGAAAUGCGGAGAGAUGGCGUUUUAUGAACGGUCAUUUCAUGGUAUUAAAAAAACUCACAAUUAGAAACCUUUGUGAAACCGGGUUAUACCCCUUCUUCGAGUAUAAAGUCAGAAAAAGACAUACAUAAUUUUCUACCGAAUAAGUAAAAUAAUGAAUAUUUUUAUUCAUGUUCUACAUGAAAUAUAAUUAAAUGUUUAAGGGCAUAGAAAAUCAAUGGGAAAAUUGCAUGCUACUUAGAUAGUCAUUUUUUGCAGAGUAUAGUUCAUGCAUCCAGCCGGAAGUAAGUUUAUUCGAAAGCUGGCACGCUGAGGUAACUGGGCUAUUAUAGAAUUAUGCUGCAUAAUUAUUAGUUUUGCGACCAUAUUGAAUUUAUCUUUUCGAAACGAGAAGGAAUUUCGAAAUUUUGACUGACAUUACAUGAGUAAACCCACCUACUGCACUUAAAGAUAUUAUCAAUGCACAUUAGUUGUGCUAACUCAUGAAAUGUUGGCCGAAAUUCUGAAAUGAAUUUCCGACUCGGAAAGAAUACUUAUAUGAGGUUCUAAUAUUAAUUAUCGUGCAUAUAAUCUCAAGAUAUUUCAGCUCCUACGGGAUGCCGGUUUUUUUAACAAACUUCUUUCCAGUCACUUACAAAACUGUACUCUGUAUAUAAUGACGUCUUGAUUGGUAUGAAUUUUUCUCAUUGAUUUUCGAUGUCCUUAUAAAUUCAAAUAUAUUUCGUGGGUGGCAUAAACAAAAGCAUUCUUUUACUCAUUUGGCAGAAAAUUACGUCUUGUUCAAAUUUUAUGCUUGAAGGAAGAGUAUAGUUCGGUUUUAAAAAAGUUUAUCUGAGAUUCCCGUUCAUAAAACAUCGUGUCUCUGCAUUUGCUAGAGGUGAUCAAAUCCACUGCAAAACUUUACGAAUCCCAUACGGUUUCCUUUUAAUAUCGUAUAGGAAUGUUUGGUUUUCCUUGUAAGCAAAGCAUGCAGAUUGCUAUUUGAAACCCUGAAUGCAUCGAAUUGAAUGAUCGGAUUGUGACUUUCAUUUUAACCAUAUGGCGCUUGGUAUGCGAGCGCUAGCUCGGCACACCCGCGUGACGCUGUUAGACUUGACUCGCAUGCCUCGAACACCACACUGGUAGUCAUGCUGGCGACUCGUCCAGAUGUCCACGUACGUUCAUAUAAUCUACUCUCCACUUUUCCUCCGUUUGGCCUAUAUAUUUUUAGGAGCAGUCAGAACACGCAAUGGGGGCAGAUGAUACUCGACGUCCCUCCUUAGCUGGUUACUGGUACAUAUUAUUUAGUUGCGUUGUGACAUGUAGAUGUUUCGAUCACGAUCGAUACGUUCUGUAUCUGUUCAGGGGUCCUGUUUCGUUACUAUCGAUCCUCUUGUUGCUUUCGGAUGGCCCACGCAACUGGAGACGAAAUCAGCGGGUAGCCAUUUCUUCCGAAUUGAACAGCAGAGGCGAGGCACGAUCUUAGCGCAUAGCCCAUGGCCCAUUACAAAAACUCCCACAUCGUGCGAAAAUGAUUAACCAGCUACGAACAGCUGUACACAAUGGUACACAACUGGCCAAGGCCAAAAACUAUAUUCAGCUGACCAAACGGACAAGUCCUCACUUUCUAUAAGUUUUCGUUGAAACCAAGGCGGCCGUCUCGCUGAUAAGUGUUCAUUUCGCAGUAAGCAGGUGUCGUUCGUCUUAACGGCUUAGAAUAACAAGACCAGAUCAAACGGAAAAGGGUUUCAGUCACCAUGGGCUUACUUGUUGAACUUUGAAUUCAAACGACAUGUCGUUAGAUGAUGCCGAGGAGCGACUGCCAGUUAAUAUACUUGUUCCAGUAACAGCCUCUUCAUCCUCUGAUUACUGAAAAAGUUCGUUACCAAAAGGUUAAAUUUGAGUACAUUAGCCGUCUUUAAGGAUGAUCUACUAAUAAGUGCGAAAAUGGCCUUUAACCCACUGAUGUGGCCCAUAACGCUAGGAGGGGAUGCGGUGAGCAGUUCUGAAUAAUUUACCGUCAUAGAUCAACCAAAAUCGGACCCCAAAAUAGGCUCUUACGUAAUUGAGGUCUUAUUUCAUCAUACUAAUUUUCGAUUAGAAGACGAGGUGGCGAGCAUAUGUAGUUUCCGAUAAAUUCUCCUCGGGCCAGUACAAUUAAAUGGGAACGGGGUAGAAGCAAAAAACUUGUCAGUGAUAAGAGAAAUCCAUAAAAGGUCGUCUUAAAACACAGAUGGGGUACGGAAAUGUGGGGGAAAGGAUGGGGUUAGGGGAGGGGAGGGGUAAUAGCAGUCAGUGUCAGGGGCGGGGUGAGAGCGGAGGGGCGCGGAGAGGUGGAUGUAGCUAGUUGACCUUUGACCACGGUAGCCAUGCCGGGAGGCUGAGUAAAGACGAAACUAGGAGCAUAAGCAGCGCCAUUCUCGCGCAUGUUGUAGAUUCUGGACAUCGUGUGGACCCCAGCGAAGCUUUUCGUACGAUUUGUAAGGUUCCAUCGAGCUACCCUUAGCUAUUGGCCCAGCGCCUGCUAGCAACAGCAAAAGCGGCCGCCAUCAGGUUACAAAGACCAGCCUUAUGUGCACAGAAGAAGCACGUUCAGGCUCUGCACCUACAGUGGUCGAAGGUCGAAUAACGCUGCAACUCUAUCCGCGCCCUUCGCUCUUGUAACGCCCCUUGAUCUGAACAGGGCUGUUUGAGUGGUGUGACACUUUUCGGCGCGCGGACCUAGGGUGGAGAUGGCGUAACCGCGUGCUGGUGAAGAUGACCGGUGACCCUUCCUCUCACUUCCGCCGACCCUUUCCCCGCAUCGUUAGGUGACUUUCGUGUCGUUCUCCUCCGCUCUACGUCAGCACCUCCCUCGGCCCUCCCCUGCAGUUGCCCACAGCGCUGCACUCCCCUCCGGUUACUUAGCUGGCAUGUCGGUAUCGCCUCUUCAUCCAGACAAGUUAAUCUACAGCUGUAACUCAUCCUUCCCGUACUAUUAACAAUUAUUACACGCAUUUCCCGUGCUCGUCUCGUUAUAUUACACUAUAUCCCAUACCCGACGUGUCUUCCUCUCCUGUCUAUGGAUGCGUAUCAAGAGGUGCUAACGGUUCUGUUCAGAUCUAUCUCCGUCAGGAUCUACUCUCAGCGUUCUCUUACUUUGGUGUGUGCCACCCUUGACGUCCUCGGCCGAUACACUCUCAUCCCACCCCUGUCACUAGCGCUACCUCCCUUACAUUCCUACACCCCGCCUGUGUUUUAAAACGAACUUUGAUCGAUUCCUCUUAUCAUUGACACUUUUUUGCUUCUAUCCCGUGCCCAUAUAAUUGUACUGGCCCGAUCAGAAUUUAUCGAAAGCUACGUAUGCUCGCCACCUCGUCUUCUGUUUACUGCCAUAGGAAUUUUCGCAGCUCUAAAACUUUCGAUUAGUCGCUAUUGGUGUAAAUGCCUCCACUUUUAUACUGCUGAUAGUCUUUUGAUCUAUAGUUUGGUGCGCCCAUGGCACCAGAAAUGCUGCCGAAUUUAAAUCUACUCCCAUGCACGUUAAGUAUUUCUGACGUAUGUACGAAUGUCUUUUAGAACUUUUGAACAAGUUUUUCGGGAACAGAACUUGUUACGAUUUGCGAACAAAACUAAUUUCUCCCUUUGCUUCGCUUUAAGGUCGCACUCAAACGGAAAGGGCUUACUAUGAGGAGAUGCGAACCCAGUGCACAAGAGCCAUAGAAAUGUCCGCAAACUACCUGGAGGGCGUAUCAAAGCAUCGAGUUUUCCCGCGGAUUGAACCGGGCUACCUGCGUCCUCUCCUGCCGCAAGAUGCUCCCAGUGAACCGGAACCCUGGGAUCGGAUAUUCAGCGAUGUCGAUAAACUUUUGAUGCCUGGGGUGCGUUUUUUGUCAAGCGCUCAUUUGUUGUUGCCUAGUUCGUUCAGUUGUAAAAUCUGCUUGUUUAUAACACAUAAAAUAUCAGUGAAGAAAGAAGAGGGGGAGAGUACCGGAACAUUUUGUUUAUUAUCCUGAGUUUUCGAACUCGUGCAGGAGUCUAUCGUAAGAGAUAGUAACAGCAACAGAACAAGCAACAGCUAUACAGCGUGUUAGACAAUCAUCGACCGACGGCACAAGACUGGCUGUGACUGCGCAGAACAAUGUAUGCCGGCGACAGAUCGAGAAAUCGACUGACCGAGUUCCCAUCCGAGGCCCAGGCUUCAAUCAAUCGUCGGCCUGUUAUGUUUCUGGCGUGGACGACAUAAGGUAUCGCCUAAUUAAUCCCAGUUCCCGCGAUGCAUCUUUCUGUGAAGGCUUUCGGUAGGCAUUUGGGUUGGAUACCAGUGUCGCAACACUCCGUUACUGAUGCUAGUAUUAUUGCAGUUAGUUACCCAUACUGUAAGAGUUGGUAGAGUAGCAUUGGCAGCCGUGGUGGCGGUGGUAGUAGUACUAAUGGUAGGAUUAUUAGUAGUAUUCGCUGUAUCAGUGGUGGUAGACGGGGGAAAAAGUUUUCUUCAGUGUUGCGACACUGUAUUCCCGCCAGUGGUAGUAGUAUUAGUAGUAACAGCGGUAGUAGUGGUAGUAGUAGCAGUAGUAGUUGUGGUGGUAGUAGUAGUAUUAGUGGUAGUAGUAGUAGUAGUAGUAGUAGAAGUAGUAGUAGUCCGCCCGUGAGACAGGCUGGUGGGGGAAUAGACAAUUCUAAGUGUUGCGACACUGUAUUCCCGCCGGCAUUUGAAGUACAAGCAUCUACAGUAGGUAGCAACAAGGGAGAAGUGACUUUAGCUUCCGAAAUUGCAUUCGUUAUCAUGCUCUCUCUUUCUUUACUUUAGGUCGCCCACUGGCAUCAUCCACAUUUUCACGCCUACCUCGUCACCGCUAAUUCCUAUCCGGCUAUGUGUGCCGACAUCCUUUCUGCGGCAAUCGGUGGAAUAGGAUUUACAUGGGUAUGUCACACCUAUCAAUAGUCAUUUCUGAUAAGACUGCAAGACGCCUAACCGCGUUCCUACACGGUUAUUAUUGUCUAGUGUAUGUAAAUAUACUUAGAAAGAGAUCUAAUCCUUUGGGAGCCUAAUAAGCCCCCUCCCCCCAUUGCGAAGUUUUGGAGACUGGUUCCCCAACCCGUCGUCAGGCUUUUGGGUCAUGUAUAGGCGCAUUAAACUAUUUUACCGCGUCUAACAAAUGAUUUUGCUAUUGGCCGAAGCCUGCGCCUGUGUGCGUCAGUUGUAUUUUGUCAUCCCGGCGGCAUUAGCUGUGCUUUUUUUCCUUUGUCCUUGAGAAAUUUGUACGUGGCAUGUAAAUCGAUGCGCUGAUUGAUGCCUGCCUCAUGUGAGUGCAGCAAACUACAAGAUUUAUAAGUGGAUAUAUUUCAGCACUUGCAUUAAGAUUCAAACGAGUCCCCGGACGAAUUAAAAGAAGUGAAAGUUGCAAUCGAGGAGAUAAGGGUUUCAUUCGAUGCAAUCUUGCUCUCCGCUAGAUGCAACCAGACGCUGCCCCGAAGAACUCCAUGAGGCCUACACCAGUGAUGUGCCAGCAGACACCUUGCUCCACCUACUAGUUAUCUGUCUAGCAACCGAGUUCUUCUUCGUCAAACAGUGCUGUAGGCAACCGAGGGGCGCUCCUAUGGGUUCGUCUGUAUCUGGCCUUCUGGCAGAAGCCAAGAUGCAGCUUUUUCUACAGUUUAAUCGAAACUGUGACUGCGCAAUUUAGAUGACACAUCCCGUGAGCAUUGGUCGCAUUCCUGUUCGUUUUCCCCUAAGAAAUUUUUACGUUACAUCCAAAUCAAUAAACUUACUGAUGCAUGCCGCAUCUGAGUGCAUUGCCUACAGGAGUUCACAACCUUUCCUUAUCGGGCAGACGCCAACAAUACGAAUGUUUUCCCACGCAAAUUUGUGCCCAUUGUCCAGUGUGCGUAUGGUAACCUGAGGUAGAUGACCAUGCCUCAUUAUCUCUAACCACUGUUCAUAAAUAUGAAUUGAGAUAGGGUCCUCGUUCCGAACACAGUAGACGACAUCACAAGUGGAGCAUGAGAUUCUGUAGACAAGGCCUUUCCUAUCGAGGUAAUCAACCCUGUCCUAAGUGUGUGCAAGAUGUUUGCGUAAGGUAAUAGCCGGUUGGUGUUUCAAUUUUUUUAUGAUGUUUUUUCGGUUGUCUUUCGGUAAGUUCAGAUGCUAGGUUACUGUUCCUGGUGCGCCUAUGACCUUGGAUUUCGAAAUACUUGUUCUCUUAAAAUGUUUGGUGCUUCAUGCACCGACGCACAAAACCGACCAAGUAUCUGUUGUGGGAAAAUAGUUUAAAAGGACAUUUAAUCUCUGCCUGACAGUUUCAUCGGAGAAGCGCGAUUUAGCUCGAAUAAGCGGACUGUAGACUGAACUGCCAUUGUGAGAGGCGGGAAAGUUAAUCCAUCUGCAACAAAUCUGGGAAUGAUGUGAUCUAUAAUUUUAUCGGUGCGCAAGGAGGAUACGAUUAAGACUUGAGAUAGAUGAAAACAAUCUUUUUGAAUUUAUUCUGCACUCAGUCAGUCAUAAUCCUGACCGCCAGCCGGGACCAGGAACACAAACAUACGCACACACAAAGAAGGCUUAUGGACCGAUAUGGGUCCAUUUGUGCGAGCAUUGGGCGCUCCCUAUCAUAGUUUAUAUAUCCGAGCACAACCGACAGGACAAAGACUCCAUGUCUCGAUAUUUGGAGCCAUGUACGAAUAACCAAAAGAGUGCGGGUUCGAGCCCCCGGUGCCAUCAAAUGUAGAGUUUGGUAAGGAUCGCUGGCGGCGGCUAAUAAGUCCAAAACGGCCGUGCCAGCCCGCCCUGUCUUUGUUGGCAGUCUAAUUUUGCAUUUACACAGAUAUAUGUAUUGCUAAUAGAAGCGAGAUAUAUGCAUAUUCCCAAGUGAGUUUGGCAUUGAAGGCCAUGAACGUCUUUGCGAUCCUUGGUAUUUUACAAGCUGUCCAUUUCUCUCUCUCUCUCUCACUGCUCCUUAGGCUUCAUCUCCAGUGAGCACAGAACUUGAGGUGAUAAUGUUGGAUUGGAUGGCCAAGCUCCUUCACCUACCUGAAUUCUUCCUCUCGCAUACAGAUGGAGGGGGUGUGAUCCAGGUAUGAUUGUAUUUCAUUUCACGCUUUUUCGCUUGUUGGUCUUACUAUCUUAGAAGUGUACGCAGCAGAAACAUUCUGACAAAAGGAUUCUAUGAUUGGUUAAAAUCAUCUUCUCGAGAUUGAAUGGGUCAGUUUGAAUCUGUCCUUAACAAUUUUGCAUGCGGCACCUAGAUCGAUGUGCCGGUUGAGGCAUGCUUCAUCUGAGUACAUUGCCUUCAGGAGUUCGCGGCCCUUCCUUAUUGGGCAGGCGCCAACAAUGCGAGUGUUUUCCCAUGCAAAUUAGUGCCCAGUGUCCAGUGUGUCCAGAGAUGGCCGCGUCUCCUUGCCGCUAACUGAUGUUCAUGUAAAAAAGUACCAGAUACACGUAGCACAUCAGCCGGCAACUACCUCACGCGCACAACUUGUACACACUGAGGACAGGGUUGUAGACAGGUGUUGUCUACAAAAUCUCAUGCUCUAGUUGCGAUGCCGCCUGUUGUGGCCUACCUGGGAAACCUGUCUCAACCCGUGUACAUGAACAUCAGAUAGCGGUAAAGAGACGCGACCAUCUAUCCCAGGUGGCCAUACACACACUGGACACUGGGCACUAAUUUGCAUAGGAAAACACUCGCAUUGCUGGCGCCUGCCCAAUAAGGAAGGGCCGCGAACUCCUGGAGGCAAUGUACUCAGAUGAGGCAUGCAUCAACCGGCAUAUCGAUCUAGAUGCCGCAUGCAAAAUCGUUAAGGACAGAUUCAAACUGACUCAAACAAACCCGAGACGAUGACUUUAACCAAUCAUAGAAUCCUUUGUCGGACUCGGUCUAGAAGUUAAUUGAUUUUGCACGCCCGCUGUCUGAAGACGAGCUGGGGAAGCAGUCUCGAAAAUUUACUGUUUCCCAAAGAAUUCCAUUUUCCUAAUUAUAUCUAUUGGGAUGCCUGUUUUUCAAUUUACGUAUACGUAUAUUCGUUUAUGUCUGUGAAAGUCAUCAGCAAAACGACAAGUCGCUCUAUCUGCACACAUACCUUCUCCACAACAUGCGUAUGCAGGACACCACUGGCAACCCACUACGACUCACUGUUGUAGCAUAUGUGCUUUUCACUUUCCUAGGGGGUAGCAUUGCUUGCGAAGCGUCGCAUCUAAGGGAAUGCGCAUGCCGUAUAAGUAGGAGUACGUUCCUUUGGUUAACCCUGGCUCACGAAGUAGAAACACGCGUAGACGAACCGUUCGGCCUUGUCGGCCACUGUGAUGGGUAGACACAGACGGUCGGCUGAAGCAUGAGAAAGGGACGACAGAGUGAGAUCAACAGCAUCGGCUUCGUCCUCGCGGCCGAUUACCGCAUUCCUCACAAUAACAAAUACGGCGCGUUUGAAUCUAUAAUGACGUAUUAUCAGUUUUUCCUCGGAAGGCUUCAAACUGACGGGACAACCCGGUCUCCCUUAAGUUGGCACUCCCACUGACGUAAGAUGCGAGCCGCAGAGCGGGUACCGGGUCGUGCGUAUGGCACGCGUAGACGGACUGUUUGGGCUUGCCGGCCACUGCGUCCGAACCAGCCCUUAUCCGUCUUGACGUUCUUUCGCUACCGGGGUGAGGGAGGACAGGAUGUGGUAGAUGCUGGGCAACGCUGUCUUUCCGUAAACGAAUUCACAAACGGACCACAGCUGCUGGGCCCAUCUUGGGAGGCUGGUGUAAAUGUCGUCGACUGCCGCGAUCGACCCGUCCUAUAUCCUCUGAACGGUAAACCAAGCAGAGCAAGAUAUUAGUGAAGACACUUUCUAGAUUUUGUCAUGCCCCCUAUUUAAACGACUCGUUGCUUCUUCUCCUUUUUCAACAAAUAUGCACGUUUGUAUAAUUGCGGACGACUUACCAUUCUUUCAGGGAACCGCAAGCGAGUCCACAUUCAUGACCUUACUGGCAGCUCGCAAUGAAGCGAUAAGGAAGUAUCAGCAACUUCAUCCGGACAGCACAAAGUACGAAAUCAUGGCUAAAUUGGUCGGCUACCAUUCACAGCAGGUAUGAUUUGCGCAGUCAACAAGCGCUUUUGGCAUUCAGUUAGGCUUUUUAAUUGUAAGUAUCGAGCAUUUAGUUCAGAUACGGGCACAACAGGAUUGGCCGCACAGGAGGUUAAUCAAGAAUGCCCGCGAGUUAAGGCAAUGACGCUGAUGACUUGUUGCUUUAUGAUUCGUUUUUCAGCAUCUUUCGAUAGGCGUCAUAAAUGAGUUUGCGUUCGCCCGUAAACGUUUAGCAGCAGGUACUGGGAGAUAAAAACGAGAGUUCUUUCAGGGACCAGGAAAGGCUUGGAACCGCGGUACUGCCGGAAAAUGCAGAAACCCAGGCGCCUCAAGUACGGGAGUCGUGGUAACAGGGGUUUUACGAGUAGGGCUGCGGGAAAACAGUGAUGGAUGUGCGAAAACGGAGGAAAGACACACGUGUCACUGGUAAAUGUGCCAGUUUGUUUUAAUGGGUGGUAAAAUCCCAGCAUAAACAUCGCGCGAUACAAACAUUCGCUGCAGGCAAUCAUAGAAAACCAACUUCACCAGGAAUAUUGGUGAUAGGCCCGUUAAGGUCCUGGGAACAGCCGCCCAAAAAUAUGACUAAUCAGACCUAACCCGUGAUGAAAGUUAUAUGAAGUGGAUGCCAGUGGACCUAAACCCUAAUCCUAACGUAAUUGUGAAUUAUAGUCGCAGCAGUCCUCGAAGCGACUCAAAUUGAAAGUGUCCGUGAGCAAUACUACGCGUACUGAAAUCAAUAAUAGUACGAAAAAAAUAAUUUGUUGACCAAGCAGGACCACGUUGUCAAGCCUCACUGGGAUACUAAUGUAAAAGUACUUUGCCAGAUGUCUGCAUUAAGAUACCCGAAAUAAUUACACUUUGAACAGUCUCUUGAUUACAACCUCACUCUUAAGCGUCUCCCAAAAACUGACCACAGGUUUCACUAAAGGGACCCAUUGAAGUCAGGCUCUGAAAUGAGAUCAUCGUCGAUAAAUCCGUAGUAAAAACCAAAAGACAGUUGAUGGAUUGCAUUAGUUUUGUUUUGGCUUAGAUCAGUGGCAAUUUGCUACUUCACUCUUGGUGAUUUUUAUUGUUAAAGAAAUGAUCUAAGAAGAUACAUUAGCUGUUUUAGGGCAUAGUAAUUAAUGUGAUUGUUUAAUUAAAGGCGCAUGCGUCGGUGGAGCGGGCAGGGCUUCUCAGCCUCCUGGAACUUCGUUCGCUACCAUGCAAUGAAAAGUAUGAAUUGGAAGGGGAGACGCUACGAAGAGCUGUAGAAGAGGACGUCGCCAAUGGUCGGAUACCCUUCUAUGUACGUGCUAUUAUCUGAGAGGCAUGAUGCCUUCGGCUGGAGCCUUUGAUUAUACCUCUGUCUGCCACUCAACACGAAGUAAUGCUCGGAUGUGGUAACGUAGUCCCACCUGAAGUAAAAAAACCCCUGCUAACUGUAAUACGGAACCGAUGCUAAUAGGGGUUCUUACAGGUGGUGCCGGGGAACGCACAGGCGACGAGGUCAAGUAGUUGUAUGUAAAAUAAAAGUUAUUGGGAAUGCGCAGUUGUACUUUGAAUGGUUAAAAAAUAGUUGCCCUAAUUCCAAUCCCUAACCCCCAAACCUAACCCCUAACGCUAACCCCCAGCACUAACCCCUAACCCUAACACCUAACCCUGACCCAUAACUCUAACCUCAAACCAUAACCCCUAACCCUAACCCCAACAGUAUUGUGUCCAUCAGGUGGGGCUACAUAAUCGCAUCUUACCGAAUUAAAGAUGUUACCUUGACAACUGCAAUCGGCACAUUAGGCAUCCGGCGAAAGGAAUAUUCAUCGAUCUAUCCCGCACUGUCAUUGGUCGUCGAAGGGUGACAUAGAGCUCUUUAAGAAAGAUUUUUGUCGGGUGCCGAUAGCUUACUUGACAGAGGGAAUUAUUCGUCGAAAAUUAGCAGGCCACCAUAUUUAUAUCAAAAAGCCGAGUUGGCAAGCAUACGUUUGCUUUCGAUAAAUUUUUUUAGACCUGUACACUUAUAUUGCUAUUGAAAUGGCAAAUACGAAAAUGCGGGAAAGUAAAAUCCAUUCCGUAGCUGAAGUCUAGGGAGAGGGGUGGGCGUCAGAGGGGAGGGGAAUAAGGGGCAUUGAGACGGGUAAUUAUAUGCGGGUGGCUUUGGACCAUGGUGUAACCUGUGUAGCCUGAAUGCAGCCGCCUCUGCAGCUGCCAACAGACGCUGUCUAAGCAGUUUUUGAUAGCUUGAAGGAACCUUUUAAAUCCCUCGGAAGGCCUGUCCGGCAUCUACACAGUGAUCUGUGUCUGUCAUGCGCGCGAGGACAGAUCUGUUGACGUUCUUUUCUUGACCCUCCCCUAACCAUGCUGGAAGGUGUUCUCUUCUUCUUCUGGACAAACGUCGACUCGUCCGACCAAUAUAUUCUGUCCCACAGGAGCAGGCGAGGGAGUAAAUACAUACAGAAUUGGCCUGGGCUGGCGAUUUGUCCUUGCCCUCUCCGUAUAGGAUGGAGAGGAGUAGAUGGGCGUCAGCUGCCGGAAAGUGGCUUGAUACAGCUUCAGUUAGGCGCCUUCUUAGAAGUUCACUCGGCGCGUCUCCCUGAAACGGGACUCCGAUGAAAAUCUUUUUCUUUCCCGAUGUCAGUGUCAGGGAUUUGAUGGUAUUUUGGUCAUGUACUUAGGAAUGAAUUGAUUGAGGGUACCCGUUCUGGUGAUAGAUAUUCUCGACAAUCUUAAAUUCUUCCUUGAUGCUAUCAGCCGAGCAGACCCGCCUUACUCUGAGUGUCAAACUGCGGACCAAAGCACGUUUCUUGUUUUACAGUACGUAACCCCCAAAAUCGGCGUAUUGUCUGGACCACGCCUUCUAAAGGUAAACAUUAUAUCGAAUACUUCCGUCAGAUCUUCUACUCAAAGCACAUCCGGAGAGGGGGCCAUCCGGGUUGUUUUUCUUCCGGAGUAAAUUUGAUUGAUUGAUGCGUCUGAUUUAGAUCAUCCAGUAAAACUGAAACGUCGUUUUGUUCAGGUAUAGUCGCGAUGUUUACAUUACGUUAAACGGCGGCUUCGUGUUCAUUUUUACUUCGACUCCACAUUUUCUGGCAUUCAGUUAAUCUCCUACGUCACUGACUCUUCUCGGCGCUAAAACAAGCCUAAGCGAUUCUGUCUUGAUGGAUUAAAAAUUAAGACAAGUUAUGUAAACCGGGAAUGUCAGACGGGUCCUGUAUGGUUGACGCCUGAUGCGACUGCUCAUCCAGUAAUCCGCGCAACCGGUGUGAAAUCACGGAAAUUGUUUGUCAAAAGCUUAAGCCUUUUGGCUGUGCAGAUGACGGUUGCUGAACUGUCUAUUUUCGUUUGAUUAUUUGGAACGAAGUGCAAAAAUUCCGCUCCAAAAGAUCAGAUUUACUCACAAAGACGGAAGAGGCUAAUGUGGCGAUAAAAAGCCUUUAGUGUGGUACUGGAAACAGUAGUGAUAACAGUACUAGCAGUAACAGAACAUCACAGUAGUAUUUGUUGUUACCGUUGGGUCGCCAGUAAUUGCUGUAGAAAUAUCAGUAAUCUUACUAAUAGAGGGAGUGUUGGUAGCAGAGGCCUACGCCAACGUGUGCCAGCUACAGUGACUAGACGGCUGUCGAAUCCAGUGCGAUGUUGUCAGAAGACGUUGACACAGGCGCUCUGUCCUCCGUGGCCAACACGGACCACAGAUGAUCACUGCACACCGUCCCAACCUCCUGAUGGCAGUGACGUGUGUUCGACUAACCCGACUUGCAAACACCACUCACAGCCUACGUCACCCUUCCCUUCGCCUUUGCCCCAAUAACCAUAACACGCCGACCUCGUCAUGCAGGUGGCAUGGGAACGAUGGGUGCUAGUAGCCCCUGGGGCGCUUAUAAACCCUGUAAACUUCUCAUAUUUUCAAUUAGUGUACAACUGUUUUGAGUAGAUGAUGAGCUACCGAAAACACGUUAUUGCGAAACUGAAUUUUUAAUUGUAACUUGGGAAUAUUUGCGGAACUGAAACUGAAAAGGCGAGUCAUUCCUCACUAACAAAUGCACAUACGUAACCCCCCAACUGUCUCGUACACAAUGCGACAGAUCUGGAAAAUAGCCCGGAAUCGUCUCGCCGGCAGGCAACGAGCUCAUCAGUUUCGGAGCCAAAUUUUCGCCUUCGAUUGCAGUUCGAUGCGAAUUUCACAGAAAAGUUAAAAAGCCUUAACCAUCGCCCGCUGUUCUUCGAAAUAUUUUAAUUUUAAGAAGUAGUGCCGACGGAGACGUUGAUGACCAGUUCUGGCUUAUUAGCCGUUGUCAGUCUGCCAGGUUAGAAUUCAAGCCCAGAUGAUCUAACGCUGGAUUUGUGGCAUGGAUAGCUAAUGACGGUCAAUAAGACAGAAACAAGUGCUUCCGCCUCCCUUGUAAUAUCUGAAUCCUUGUCGUUAUGCGGCUGCCUGCGGUAUUUCCGGAUUGAGUUACGAGGCGCAACGGAACGAGCAUUUUCCCCAACCUGAUCAGUGAAAGACCCUACUGCAAUAAUUAAUUUCAUCUUCAAAAUGUUUUCCUUUCAUUGAUUGGAGGUAAUUAGGUCUUCCGCUGGACUCUCUUCGCGCUACACUACGCACCUCAGCCAACUUGCGUUUAGUUGGAGCAUUGAUCCUAAUUUUCUAUCAGCAUCUACUUCCUCUGAGCGUCUUCAGACUUCCUGUCGACUGACAGCCGGUUCUUGCUUCGUCCAUUUCCAGUGCGUCGCGACUUUGGGUACCACGGCGACUUGCAGCUAUGACCGCUUGGCCGAACAUGGUCCUGUAUGCAGGGAGUACGACAUGUGGCUGCACGUAGACGCCGCUUACGCAGGAUCUGCGCUAAUUUGUCCGGAAUUUCGUCCAUUGAUGCCUGGUUUGGAGGUAAGUUGUUAUCAAGCCAGUGACAGAGAGCUCAGUCAGCGGGCUGAUCUGUGGGAUCACGGCUGAUCGGCCAUACGCCGUCCAGCAGAUCGCGCCCUCGGCAGACUAGAAAUUUUAUUUAUAUAAAAUUUACAAGACCCCAGGUAGCCAUAAAAUGCGAGUCGAGGCCUGACUAUCAAAUCUACGCAGGUUUGGUUUACGAUUGGUUUUAAGUAGGCCUUGAAAUACUGGCUCGUACUUGCGCGGGAAAUGCGUGUGCUGUGAUUGGUUAGACAGGUUGGAUGCGGACUCGAAUUACCAGUAGCUUCGGGGCUCGCCUCUAGUCGACAAUUUAGCCUUUUCGGUACUUAUUUCAUUGCGAAGUUUUGCAUGAAAUUUCAAGCGUAGAGUUAGGCAAAAAAUUGUAGGGCAUGGACGCUAAUUUGACGAAAUUGCACUUUUGUUUAAUCUUGCGGAAAGAGAAUACCAGAUCUGUCUUUGGAACCCAGUAAGAGUGUUUCUAAUUUCCGCAAAAUGGCAUAGAGAUGCCCGAUCGUUUUGUUUGUUUCGGCCCAAAUGACCUUUUCCUUGUCAGUAAAUCUCACAUGCGUUUGAGCCUCAUUCUACUUCCUAGUAUUCUUCCUCGUUCUCCUUCAAUCCGCACAAGUGGCUUCUCAUGAAUUUCGACCUUUCAGUUCUCUGGUGAGUUUAGAUUUAUAAGGUUUCCUUUGCUUAAAAACUAAUUUUGAAAACUGCUUGAUCAGGCACAGCAGUUUAUCGAACAGUCCUCUACAAAUGCACACUAGAUGUAUCGAAAUGAAAUGAAAAUUCACCUACCGGAUAUCGAAUGAACAUUAUAGUAGUAAGAGGCAAUACCGAGUGUGGCAUUCGGAUGUUUGCAAAUAUGUGUGACGUUCGAAUGAUUGGAAAGUCGUGUUGCCCGAUAAGUAACGGUGGUGUCCGUAUUUGUUGGAUCAUGUCCAAAGAACCAGCAGAAAUUGUUGCAAACUUUCAUCGUAACUUGAAUACCAAUUCUCGGACAAAAAAGCCAACCACUUUUGCCUUCGGUCACUCAGCCAGAGUAUGUGUGCUCAUUGUCCCGAACGUUUCAAAGACAGCUGCCCAUAACCUCGCGUUGAAAAAGUUUCGGUAGGAUCGCAGUUGGCAGCCGUGUCCAUCGGUACAACAAUUGUACCUACUGGCUCGAUUUUAGUAGUUGUGAUCACGUCCUUAUUAUGCUUUUAAUGCGCGCGCGCACUGUCCCUCCUGGACCAACAUGCGGGAGAGGGAUCAAAAUAGCGACAUAUCCUCAUCAGUCACUUUUCGCGCAUCGGAAUGCCCUGAGCAGCAAAUGGACUGAAUUCACUCGCUCCCUCGCAGACGAACGUUAUUGGUAGUAACGUCUGACCGCCGCAUACAACUCAGAUGACCAUUCAGGUGAUACUAGAGAGGAUAGUCUUUGGGACACCCCGGAAUCAUCCGACUAAACUUAGGAGAAUCUCCGCGCGCGCUCGUUAAUCUCUGUGCAUAAGAGUAGGACCGCACGGCACACCGAUUCUGGCGAGCGCCCUUUUAAAUCGGGAGUGCCUCCGAAGUCGUCAGCCGCCCUCUCGCACAAAUCGAUGUGUCCGUCGCGCGUCAUGUGGUGGGAACAAAAGACCCACUGCCACGGAAAGGAAGGCCAGCAGUUGUUUUCUGGACACUGGGCGGUCACGCAAAAACAGACGAACCGACGAGAGGAUAAGUGCAUUCGGAUGCGGAUGGACGAACAUGCGUCGGCAGUGGGGUGGAGUUACGACAACCUCGAGUGAUGGUUGGAUCGAGAGGUCCAGGAAAUAUCUGUCUGUUUCAGAAGAUUGUUUGGCGGACAAAUGUUUGCCUCCACCAACUUCGAAUCAUGCUAGUACAUUUAUAUGCUGACGGAGUAAACCAAAACACGUGGGUGAUGAGAGGGAUCGAGGAAAGUUAGUCUCUUCGCAGACAUACGGGAGGAUAUUUAGGGACAGUCACUAUCUAUCCGGUCAGGAGUCAAUGGUUAGUGCGGGUAAGCAAAAGGUCGCAAAGAACCGUGUCAAGUAAGAGAGUAGGGAAGCAUAGAAAAUUGCCGGUAUUUAGUAGGUUGACGGGCGACUGGCCAUGGGAGAAACAGGCCCGCACGAGGUCCUUCUAUGUUCAAAACACUGGCUGUAAUCGCUUCUGUCGUUGCUACUAGACGUUUUUCCGGUGGCUUAGGGUAGUUCGGUGUGACGCGGAAGGUUUAGUGGGGGGUCCAUAUGAUGCUCGAGAAUGGUGCUGCUAACGUUUUUGAUAAGGUCUUUUCUUAGCGAUGUCUGGAAAUGUUCACUUAUAUCUGUAGACAGACGCAGACGCGUGUUAUCAGUGCAACCAGCUCCACAGAAGCAAGUAGUGGUGUUUUGAUCUGGCAACCUAUCUUUACUUUCAAAUUUGCCGAAGCAGAAAUUGUCGUCAGAAUUGCCAUCUACACGGAGAGUACUUUAUCUGAGUCAUAGUUUUUCCGCUGGAAAUCGAUCACAAGACACGGAUGCUUCUCGCAGCCUAGGCGUCGAUUCAACUCUGUCUGUGCAGAAACAUUAUUCACGCCAGGGAGGGCGCGUGUAACCAUUUCGUUCGCUGGAGGGUGCAGGUGAGUCAGGUGGCGGAAGUAUCAUCACGCCAAGUAUGAAAUCAUCCAAGGCAUCGCGGCAAUUAGAGUCUGAGAGCUGAUCGACCAGACAAUUGUAGCACUAAUUAAAAACACCCUUAAUGAAUGCUGGAGUCGUUGAUUUUAUAAAGCGCAUGGCGACACGGCCACUGCGUCAAAAAAGGACUGCACCAUCUGUGUCCCUGCCACGUCAAUUCUGGCUGACCCCGAAAAGGGGUUUCGUUUUCAGUGCGGAACAUCAAGUAAGUAAAAUCCGUCUGGUAUGCAAGACUCUACAGACCACCUCCCUUCUUUGUCCGUCCAUCAUGUUGAGAUUUCCGACUGGGCGUUCGUUCAAAGGAAUUACUAGGAGUCCCCAGCCUAACUCUCACUUUUCUCGUCGCCAUAAUUAGACAUAUUAUUUUGGGAUCAACGAUGCGUCCCGACGUCAAAUACUAGCACUUGCUUCUGUGAGGAGAGGUGGCGAUAUCAUUCCUAGUGGUGGUACACCAGGGACAAAUCAAAUACAUGCUCAUUUGGCCCAUUUUACAAAGGCAAGCGUUUUUUAUUUUUACUCCACACCUUUGCAGUGAGGAGUAAAAGAAAAGACGCCACGAUUUUCAGACGAGACAAGGCCUUGAAACAUUUCCUAAUAAUAUUAACUACCUAAAGGGAAGUAAACCGUCUUCAUCACCGUGGAUCUCUCUCUCCAGUUUCGAAAUAAUAUCGGUUAGACCAGUCUGGUGUCCAAGACAAUAGGUUUGAGAACCCAUGAUCUCAGUACAAGCUAUGCCAUUCGUCCUUCUCAGUGAAGUAGCCAAAACGAGGCGACAUUUUCUUUUUUCAAACUGCUCAUCCUCCAACUGUUUUGUAGGUUAAGAAAUGUUCAGUCCUUGGUCAACGCCUUUACGGUCGAUGCAGCAUACCUCCAGCACGCUAAACUCGGAAAAAUGCCUGAUUUUAGGGUUUGCUUUCUUUAUUUUUCUUACCCUCUAACUGGAUUUUAUUAGCAUUGGCACGUUCCACUCGGGCGUCGGUUCAGAUCCCUCAAAAUAUGGUUUGUCCUCAGAGCCUAUGGCGUCAGUGGCCUUCAGAAGUACAUACGAAAUGUAAAAACCAUUCAAGUUGCUUUGUUACAUCAAAUAUAUUUAGCACGUCACGAUGGCACAUUAUUUGGAACGCCUGAUCGUUGAGGGCGGCCGGUUCGAGAUCGUGGGUGAAGUCACACUCGGGUUGGUCUGUUUUCGCAUAAAGGUAACAACAUUCUGUAAAUAAUACUUACCCAAAUAAAUCUAAGUAGCGUGGUUUUACGCAUUAGUUUUUACAACUUUAGAACGACAAUGCACGUACGCGGACGUUGUACGAAAGGAUUGAAGCUGAUGGUCGUCUGCAUCUGGUGCCGUCAUAUAUGCAGCAUCCAGCCGAGCUGUUCUUCAUCCGAGUUGCCAUCUGUUAUCAGUUUAUGGAUGAGGAAUUGACUCGAACAUCAUUUAACGUCAUCUCUCAACUGACUAAAGAAAUUUUUCAAGUAAACGAGACGCCCCAGGGUCUGCAUAGUUGA